Molecule: messenger RNA, 495 nt
Organism: Paramisgurnus dabryanus
Lineage: Eukaryota; Metazoa; Chordata; Actinopteri; Cypriniformes; Cobitidae
Source: RefSeq, a predicted model, not a curated record
AUGCCUGAACCAGCAAAGCCCGCGCCCAAGAAGGGCUCAAAGAAAGCCGUCACCAAGAGCGCCGCCAAGAGUGGAAAGAAGCGCAGGAGGUCCAGGAAGGAGAGCUACGCCAUCUACGUGUACAAAGUCCUGAAGCAGGUUCAUCCCGACACCGGCAUUUCUUCAAAGGCGAUGGGCAUCAUGAACUCUUUCGUCAACGACAUCUUUGAGCGCAUCGCCGGUGAGUCUUCUCGUCUCGCUCACUACAACAAGCGCUCCACCAUCACCUCGAGAGAGAUCCAGACCGCCGUGCGUCUCCUGCUGCCCGGUGAACUCGCCAAACACGCCGUGUCUGAGGGAACAAAGGCCGUCACCAAAUACACGAGCUCCAAGUAAAGCUGAAAGUACCCAAUCUAAACCCAAAGGCUCUUUUAAGAGCCACCCACUGUUUCUAGAAAAGAGCUUUUGUUUUUUGUGGAAUCUAAAUGUCUGUAUAAUUUUUAUAUAUAAAACGUG